Molecule: messenger RNA, 2212 nt
Organism: Prunus dulcis (almond)
Lineage: Eukaryota; Viridiplantae; Streptophyta; Magnoliopsida; Rosales; Rosaceae
Exons: 3
Coding region: 211-1050 (279 amino acids)
Source: RefSeq, a predicted model, not a curated record
AUUACUUUUCCUGGGGUUCUGAUAAACCCUAUUAAUUUUCUUUGGGUUUCAGUUUUAUCUCCUUUUUCCUUACAGUAUUUUGCAUUCCUUUGGUUGCAUGUCUGGUUUCCCACCGAAGACAAUAUGGAUGUUGUUUAGAAACUGAAACGCUGUGAUGCAACUAGUCGGAGAAACUACAGCAACCAAUUCUAUUCAGUACUGGAUCCUAGUAUGCUUGUUAACCAAAGAAAAGUUCUCAACCAUUCUCAUUGCUCUAUGAGAUUUGCUUCGUCUGGAGGUUAUUCUGUUCUUCGCUCAAGUGGUCUUCAGCACUGGUUCAAAAAUUGGCAAGGACUCAGAAAACAUAAACUGACAGCUAGCACUUUUGCUGCGGCCAUUGGUUUUUUUCAUCGCCGAAGACUCCAGCUUUGGUUAGAGAAGAUUGGAGCAAUUGAGCCAUUUUCGGGUAACCUGGCUACCUGUUGGAGCAAUAUCAAAGAAGAGGAAGCACUUGAAAGAUACAAACUAAUAACAGGAAAUUCUGUCUUGUUUCCUGAAUUUCAAGUCUAUGGUAAUAGAAAUGCUGGAGAUGAUUGGCUAGGAGCUUCACCAGAUGGGGUGGUUGAUAGACUGGUAUACGGAUUGCCUUCACGAGGAGUGCUGGAGAUUAAGUGCCCAUUUUUUGAUGGAAAUAUGAAAAAGGCUACCCCUUGGUCACGAAUUCCUCUAUACUGUGUUCCACAGGCUCAGGGUUUAAUGGAAAUACUUGACAGGGAUUGGAUGGAUUUCUAUGUUUGGACUCCUAAAGGGAGCAGCCUAUUCAGAGUAUACCGAGAUGCAGAAUACUGGGAUGUUUUGAAAAUGGUUCUCUCAGAUUUUUGGUGGAACCAUGUCCAGCCAGCAAGGGAGAUCUGCAGUAAGUCUCAGAUUACGGAUCCCCUCCUUGAAUUAAGAUCACUCAAACCAGCACCCAGGCAUGAAAUGUGUAGUUAUAUAGUUUAUGAAAGCAAACGCGUUGUUGACAGCUCCAAGUUAUUGAUGCGUGAAAUCAAUGGCAAACUGAUAAACUGAUGCAUCUUUAACCACAAUUUAGGCCUUUCAAAUUAAUUGGUUAUGAGGAUAUGGGACUAUCCACGUCAAGUUGCUGGAAUAUGGCUUUCAUGAGUUUAGUAAUUGAUGUAAAUUCCUACUGCCUGUAUCAUCAUAACUUUUGCCUAAUUAGCGUAAGAGGAAUGUACGUUGCUACACGAGGCAGAUUUUGAUAGGAUGAAUAUCCCAGCUAUAGUCAUUGUAUGAUAACAUAAAAGAAAGAAAAAAGUUUGAUUUCUACAGGAUUGAAGAAGUAUAGACCGAAGAUUGUUAGUUGAGGCGCUGAUCAUGCUGUGGGGAAACUCAAACAGGAACAGCUUGCAUUUGCCUUUCAAACUAUCAAAUUACUGCUGCAAAAUGAAAAGCAAGUUAAAGUUGUUCAUGAUUUAACUUACCCAGAAGUUUUGCUCUUGAAUGAGCAGGGGCAGUUCUUUUGGGCUCUGGAAUAAUUAUUGUGACUGCAGCCCAUUCUGAUAGUAUAUGAUGAAGGGGUACUGAGCUCAUUUGCACUAUCAAGUUGGAGCCAACUAGUUUCACUUUUCAUCGAUAAACUUACCUUUGAAGGCAAUUGUUAGAAAGCAACUAGAUGAAAAAGAUACUAGGUGCAUCGUAUUUACAUGCUUUAACAUAUAUCUUGUCUUGUAUUGACUUCUUGACCAGAGUUGAACGGUGCGGCGUAACAGCGUUUGUUGUGUUAUAUAUUUUCUAAUUAUGUAAAGAGGGGGGUAUUUUAGUUUUUGCCUGGUUAGAUGUUUUAGUGAUGUAGGAGGACAGAAUUGUAUUGAACAAAAUAUUUGUGAUCUGAGACAUGGUGGAUGAAGUUUCACCAUUAUUAUUCGAGGCCAUACUUUUACUAGGUCGCUGAGGAAAUAGGAUUUUAUAGGAAAAUUUGGAAGGCAAAUAGCUGCAAGAAAUUGACUAUAUUUUGGCAGAAUUUCAAGACAGAUUCUGGCGUUCUUGUGAUUUUCUGUUCGCUAUUUGAUGUUCGUUUGUUCUGUUUUGAUGUUUUGUUUCCUCCGUGCCUGUCGCCCUUUAGUGAGUUUAGUUGGCGUUAUGGGCUUUCUGACUUGUGCUGGUCCAGACCCACCCAGUCACACCUUGUGUUGUUUUUUCUUGUAAUUGUUGUUGUGCCUACCGUUGUUUG